This is a messenger RNA of Paraphaeosphaeria sporulosa, 1191 nucleotides long. RefSeq lists its product as uncharacterized. Gene Ontology annotation, biological process: transmembrane transport; monoatomic cation transport. The record is from RefSeq and is a predicted model, not a curated record. Bases 1 to 1191 code for a protein of 396 amino acids. The transcript has 3 exons. Gene Ontology annotation, molecular function: monoatomic cation transmembrane transporter activity. Gene Ontology annotation, cellular component: membrane. Lineage: Eukaryota; Fungi; Ascomycota; Dothideomycetes; Pleosporales; Didymosphaeriaceae.
AUGAGCGCGACCCAGACCCAGACGCGCAGCCACGGCGGCCACUCGCACCACCACCAUCACGACAACACGUACCUCGUGUCCAAGAACAAGAACGAUGCCGGUGUGCGCAUCACGCGCAUCGGCCUGUACGUCAACCUAGGCAUGGCCGUCGGCAAGGGCGUCGGAGGCUACGUCUUCCACAGUCAGGCAUUGGUUGCCGACGCCAUCCACAGCCUGACCGACCUUGUCAGCGACAUCAUGACGCUGGCGACGGUAUCAUGGUCGCUGAAGCCCCCUUCGGAACGGUUUCCGAGCGGAUACGGAAAGAUCGAGAGCCUGGGUUCUCUUGGCGUCAGUGGUAUCCUACUCGGGGGAGGGAUGAUGAUGGGAUGGGCUGCCCUGGUUGCACUUGCCCAGCAGUUCUUCCCAGACGCUGCACACUUUGCGGCCGAGUGGGGGUUGCUCCCGCACAGCCACGGGCACGCGCACGGCGCUGGGUCCCUCGGGCCCAACAUCAACGCAGCAUGGCUGGCGGGAGGGUCGAUCCUGAUCAAGGAGUGGCUAUACCGCGCAACACUCAAGAUCGCCAACGAGCGCAAAUCCUCCGUCCUCGCAUCGAACGCAUAUCACCACCGAGUGGACUCGCUCACGGCCUUCGUUGCCCUGCUCAUGAUCUUUGGCUCCAACAUGCUUAACAACGCCUCCUGGCUGGACCCGGUCGGCGGACUCGUCAUUUCAUUCAUGGUCAUCCAAGCUGGUGUAGGCAACACCAGAGAUGCGCUCUUUGAGCUCGCCGAUGUCGGUAUCGAGAAGGAGAUGAGCGAUAAGGUGCGGAAAGCGGCCACAAAAGCCCUCGACGACAUCAACGUCGGAUCAUCCAGCGAUGUGAACGUACGCCAUGUGCAAGGUGUCAAGUCUGGCCAGAACUACCUUAUGGAUGUGGAGCUUGGCGUACCCGGCACAUACAGCGUCGAGCAGACACGAGGAAUCGAGAACCUGAUUCGUGAACGAGUAGGAGCCAAGGUGCGCGGAGUGAAGAAAGUCCGAGUGCGAUUUGUCUCCAACACAGCAGACCAACCCGACUUUCUGGACGAGUUCAUCAACCUUGGCGAUGGCGCAAGUUUGUCUCCCGAGUCAGAGUCGGACCACGAGCACGAUCACGAUCACGAUCACGAUCACAAAGAGAACGGGAGCGUGAAGAAGAAGAAUUGA